AUGGGAGACUUUUUUGCUCAUCUCUUAAAUCAAUUGUUGAAAAUCAAGAACCCACUAUGGAAUUCUGGAAUUCUGGAAGAGAUCGCUAAACCCUUUAACAUGGACAGAAAUACUGCGUCAAGUACUGGCUGCCGCUGGUUUUGGUUCAAAGCAAGGUGCAAGGCGAAGGGAUGCCCUUAG
Molecule: messenger RNA, 180 nt
Organism: Prunus armeniaca (apricot)
Lineage: Eukaryota; Viridiplantae; Streptophyta; Magnoliopsida; Rosales; Rosaceae
Source: the annotation of a GenBank genome assembly